GUGAAUCCUGCAGCACCUGUUUGACCAUCUGUAGACCUUGUGCGGUUCAUGGAGCGAAGUGAUAAAGCGGUCGUUGGAGAGACCAACAAAACGCCGAGCACCAUGAACGAAGGAGACGCCGGGUACGGCAGUGUGCCAGGCCGCGGGCAGCCGGGCAGUGCGGCCGACUCAGAGACUGCGCCGCUGCUCUCCCCGGAGCCUGGAGCGGAGCCGGGUCAGCAGCGGAAUUCCCUGACCAAGGAGGAGGUGGAGGUUGUCGCGGGAGGUCCAAGGUGGCGGAGGCUGCGUUGCUACCUGGUGGUGGUGUUCUGGCUGAUAUUGGUGGCCAUACUCGCCGCAGCCAUCACUAUCAUACUGUUGAGCCCCCGGCCUGUCGUUACGCCGCUCAAGUGGUGGCAGAAGUCUCUCUUCUACCGAGUGCAGCCCGCCUUGUUCACGGAGGCACACACCAGGGGGUCAGGGGACAUGAACGCACUGUGUGAGCAGUUUCCCUACCUCAAGUCUCUGGGAGUAGGGACCUUAAUCCUGGAGGGCCUGUUUGAAGAGGCAACCCCACUAAAUGCCAGUGGUACUGGUGAAAGGUAUGGGAUGUUGCGUCAGAUCCAGCAUCUGAUCACAGAAAGUAACAAAACAGGGCUCAAAAUGGUGUUGGACCUCUGUGAAUUGAAUCUGCUGGGACCAGAUGAUGUCACAAGAGAUGCAGCAACAGUCCAACAUGCACUCAGGUUCUGUUUCCAUUUCUCAGCCUGCAAGUACUCAACUUUUAUUUGGAAACUGAAGCGGUGAAGUCGGGGAUUCGGUUUUUCAGUCUUA
Molecule: messenger RNA, 813 nt
Organism: Monopterus albus (swamp eel)
Lineage: Eukaryota; Metazoa; Chordata; Actinopteri; Synbranchiformes; Synbranchidae
Product: 4F2 cell-surface antigen heavy chain
Exons: 6
Coding region: 49-786 (245 amino acids)
Biological process (GO): L-leucine import across plasma membrane; L-alanine import across plasma membrane; phenylalanine transport
Cellular component (GO): basolateral plasma membrane; apical plasma membrane
Molecular function (GO): L-leucine transmembrane transporter activity; aromatic amino acid transmembrane transporter activity; L-alanine transmembrane transporter activity
Source: RefSeq, a predicted model, not a curated record